AUGACUGCUCAGAAAGAACGGAAAAAGCCUUCCUUUCCCUUAAUUCUUUCUGUUUUGUCGAUCGUGUUUUACUGCGCCGGUUUUCUACGAGUAGAAUUGGAUCUAAACGAACAGAAGAAGAGAAUACAAGCUCUUGAAAGCAUCGAAGAGGCUAAAUCACACACCAACAUUCUUGACCUCGUAACAAAGAGCAAGGAAAUCACUCCUGGUAAGUUUUUGACAAAAUUACUAAAAAAAAAAGACUCGACGUUUCAAAACAACAUACACAGCCACCAUCUACUAAACAAACACGAUAGUUUGGCCUUUUAUUGUACUGACUGCUGCCGGUUAAAUAAGUCUUAAAAGCCACAUGUAUCUCUAGUCAUAAUGGCAUUUGUCUCAAACGUCGUAUUUAACUCUGUUCGCUGUCAUUAUUCUCAGUAACCUAACAAUAAUUUACUAAAAUUCAUGCAUUAAGUUUGGCAGAUGUGAAGUGCGUCGUUUAAAAACCUGGCCUAAGUCAUUCACUGCCGAGCUAAAGGGACUGAACCAGCCAUGAAAGAUAUGACUUGACGCGAAGAUGUUUUUUUUCUCCUUCUGGUCAUAGUUAGUAGAAGAGGCCCGGCAAACAUCAAAGUUCAAAACAAGGGUGCUGUAGUUUAUGUUGGAAGCUCUCUGACCCUGCACAAUCCAUUGUUUUUUGUUCACAAAUUCUUGUGACUGAAUAAAUUAAGGCGAUGUUUCUAUUGGUCAGUAAGUUCAAAAUGAUGGGAACGCAAUUAAACGUUGUGCACGUCCCAGGUCCGAAAAAGCUGACAAAAACAUAUAACAAAGGAGUCUAACGGGUUUCUUAACAACUCCACUAUAAUAACUAUGUUCUGGUUUAUCCUGACUGCCGAACCACAAAUACGUUAAUGUUCAUCUGAUACCGAGCUAAACAAGCCAUCAAUAGAGAGAAGAAGUGAGACGUCACGUUAUCAUGGUAGCAACAUUUCUGGAUCACAACAAUGGGGAGCUUAAGGAACAACGACAGCGACGGCAACGAGACUGGUAAAAAAGAAAUCGGUUUAUUUUAGCAAAACAACAACUUUGCACGUGUAUCACAGUUUUUGGUACACUUCUCAGCCGUCGUUGCAGGUCUGCGACUUGAAUUUCUAAUUUCACGCGCCCGCUUUAUGGAGUUGGUGAACACAGAACAAGAAAUUUCUUUUAAUUUUCUUUUACUAACUCGAUACAUUCCUUUCGGAUUCAACCCCAGACAAUUUCGCCAAGAUUCUACAAGUUACAUGAAAUUGAAUAAGAUCGAUGAAGUUUCAAACAGUGCGAAUUCACUUUUUAAGUGACGUUUUCGCUUUGUUGUCAUCCAGAAAUUUUGCUACCAUGGCAAUGUGACGUAACGACUUCUCCUCUCUAUAAAAUCCGCGCUUAAAUCUGAUGUACAGGUUGGGCAUACUGACGGUUAUUGUGUCUUUAAUCCUAGAUUUAAAUCUGUUAAUUCCACAGAGAUCUAUCUAAAAGACCCACAGUGUGGCUUGUAGUCUGUAUGCCAACCUGGCGCUUCUAUCGCGGCAAAUUACACAGAAUGUUGCUUCUGCUUAUUUUGUAAUAGAUCUUAGAUCCUCUCUCUUAACGAAAGCAAAAUAUGAAAAAAUUUCGUUUUUUAGGUAUUUUACUAAAUGAAUAUCGUCAAUAUCAUUAUAUUAAGAAACGUCGUCUUUUAAGACCCGGAAGUCUUGGAUGUUAAAUCUUGCAGUUACAUAUUGAUCGACCUUCCUAACUAUCGGGCGCACUGUUAUUCAGUGGACAUAAAAUUAAAUCCUGCAUGUUUUACGAUACAUUUAAAUCACAGCUAAGCCAGUGAAAAAAUAUUUUUAAUUUCCGCUUUCAGGCAAAUCGAAAAAAAAUCUUUACCAGACAACCCCAUUAAUUUCUUUUAAAUUCCCUCUCUAGAUAUUUUUAGGGUAGUAAAACUCGCUAUUAUCAUGAAAGCUUGUAUGGUCUUUUUUUGUCCCUCUUCCUUUCAGUAUAAACAGAAUAUUGUUGUAGUGACGAGAAUUCUUUACAAUGAGAAAAACUUUACUGAUUAACAGCUCCUCGAGCGCUCCGAAAUAUUGGAAUCUGGAUCAUAGAAUUCUGGAAUGCCCUGAACGACAGUAACUAUUGUGUUACAUUUCGAAUUAAAAAAAGAAUCAAAUGUUGACAAAUUUUAAGAGCCAACGUCUGUAAUUUUCGAGAAUCGGUUGACAGUCGUGAAUUUUUUUAAUUUCUUCAUAUUUUGCCCACAUAAUCUCUAUAGUACACUUAUGUCAAAAAUCACAUUAAAACUUGUAACGGCUUUUUUAUUUUUUCCGCAAAGUUUAAAAAAAGCCAAAUCGGCGCUCUUUCGAGUAUGAAAUUAGCGAAAAUUAAGCAUUUUCUUCGCGCUCGUACAUAAAAACGGGACGAUAUCUCUUAAUGAAAUCAAGUCACAAGGAAAACACAGACUUGUNGAAAAGCAUUAAAAAAAACAAAAACACAACACAGCAACAACAUUAGGCCGCGUCGAGGAACAUUCGAGUCUGACCGGAAAAUAUCCUGUACUGAUAUCUUUUCAAUCGCUGUUAGCAUCGCAGGUGUAAGACUGAGCGAGUCUUGAAAAAAAGAAAAAGAUUUCAACUGAACUGACCUGGGUACGCUUAUCAACGCUUGCUGAAAAUUCUUUUCUCAUCACUUCUACAUACAAAACUUUUAUUGUUAAUGAUAUAUGAAAUAAAUCAUAUAUGAACUGCUGGUGCGAUGCUCUACCAACUGAGCUAUGAAGCCACUGACGUUGGGAGCAGGUCAGUUGUGGGUUCAUAUGUUCCCGUGAAAGAAAUGAGUGUUAAUGAUAUAUGAAAUAAAUCAUAUAUGAACUGCGGAAAUGAAAUGAAAAUGAAGAAAUGAUCGUCGCAGUGAACGCAAUUUUUGCAACUGCGUAAAGAAGCCUGAAAAAAAUUCAGGACUUCAACGGGGUUUGAAAUCCUGACCUCGCGAUUACUGGUGCGAUGCUCUACCAACUGAGCUAUGAAGCCACUAACGUUGUGAGCAGGUCAAUUGUGGGUUCAAAUGUUCCCGUGAAAGAAAUGAGUGUUAAUGAUAUAUGAAAUAAAUCAUAUAUGAACUGGCUUCAUAGCUCAGUUGGUAGAGCAUCGCACCGGUAGUCGCGAGGUCACGGGUUUGAACCCCGUUGAAGUCCUGAAUUUUUUUCAGGCUUCUUUACGCAACUGCAUAAAUUGCGUUCACUGCGACGAUCAUUUCUUCAUUUUCAAAACUUUUAUUGAUGAUCAUUAAGCUUCGUUUAAGACUAUCAAGGGGUAUACAAUGCCCCAAUAAACAAUUGUAAGAUAAUCAAUCACUACUUCUUUAUUAUUUAAGUGCAAGAGGAAGGGAAGGUAAUAGACAAGAAUGUAGGAAAAAUGUAGUGAUACAGCUCUGAAUAAUUAUGGUAUAAGGCAUUUGCCUAAAACAAAAAUGCUUGUAAAUUAUUAGCCAGCGAAUACAGCAGUCUCUCUUUGCUCCUCGCCCUAAGGGACGUCUACGCCUCAGCGACAGAAAUUCUAUAUUGAUGACGCAAAUUAAUGCUUACAUAACAAAUCUGGUCGCCAUGGAGUCCCAACUGGAAAUUUCUUCGAUUUGUUGUUUCUCCUGGUCGAUUGUGGUAAAGUUUCGUGUUUUUCUGUGAACGAGCCUCGCUGUUUCUUCUAAAAAAGAAUAUAUUGCACGAAUCUUGACUGUUUUUAAGUAGAUUCAUCCCGUUUGCAUUUGACAUUUGUGGCCUUUUGUCCUUUUUUCUGUUAUUCAUAAACAAGAGCAAAAACAACGUAACUUCUACGUUGGACAGAGUUUACGUCAUCAGUAUGGAAUUUCUGUCGCUGAGUCGCAGACGUCACCUAACGGCAAGGAGACGGCUGUAUCCGAAGGCCAGUAAAUGGUUUGGUGCCCGACUUUCUUUUUUGCUGACAGUGAUGGAACAGAUUAAUGUUGCAUUUUCAGACGCUCAUUCCGAUAACCAUCGAAGGGAAAGGCGCAAUGCUGAUAAUAUCAAGAACAAGACGGAAAAUAAAAACGUAGAAGCAACAAUGCUUAAAAUUUUGUCAGAGUUAAAACAGCACCACUCAUUAUCGCAAAGUAGCUCGUGUCUCCCAGGCCCUCCCGGGCCACCAGGUCUGAGGGGGAAGAAAGGGUCCCGUGGAAGAAGAGGACAGAAAGGAGACCAAGGUAUCAUGGGAUCAUCCGGAAAGAGCGGCAAGCAAGGUAUCAUGGGACCUGUAGGUCCGAAGGGUGAUGUUGGACUCAAGGGACAAAAAGGAGACAUGGGACCUGCAGGCAUGCCGGGAGCUAAAGGAGAACCUGGUGAAUCGAUUUCAGCUCCUGUUAUUGCUGUGUCCCCUAAAACACUGACAAUUAACGAAGGUGGAUCAGCCUCGUUUCAGUGUUCAGUGAGUGGUAAUCCUAAACCUGCACUAAAAUGGAGUAAACUGAAUAGUAUGCCACAAAUAAGUCCCUCAGUGGUGUCGGGAGGAAAGCUGUUGUUAAAAAAGGUGACGGGAUUUGACGCCGGGAAAUACAACUGUUCAGCGGUCAAUAUCUUUGGAAGGGCGAAUGCACUGGUACAACUUGUGGUAAAUGGUAAGUUUGUUGUGACUUGGGCGAUUGUAUGGAUAGAAGGUCGUCUUUUGUUAUUUAAAAAUAAUACGAACACUACACAAAACUAUUCUCACCUUUUUUUUUUUUUUUUUUUCUCAAACUAAGUUGCAGCAAUAGAAGCCUCAGACACAUUUAAAUGCUGAAGACUUUUUCUUUUCCAUUUACUUUAGUCAAUGAGUGCACUAAAAUAUAUAAAAAUUUAUUGAAGCUGUAGAACGAAUAAUUCAACGUAAGGAAGGUCAUAGCGGUUAUAGACGCACGUUUUUUACUUGGGAAAAUUAAAGCCUGAAAAAUUUAGAAGCGUUCUACCAAUUGAGCUAACAAGCCAACCCGGCGGUCCCUGGAGCUGCUUAUCUGUCACCGAUGUCAAAUGUUCGAACUUUCAACAUUGAUAUUUUUCAGGCUCUCUUUUGGUAACCGGGAAAGCUACGGCUAUUACUGCGUUGAUCGAUAUCAUCUUUUACAUUGUAUAAUCUCACUUUUUAUACUGAACACUGCUUUCUUGGUGUCUUAGGGGCAAUUGGCAUCUCAUUUUAUUUAUGCAAGACAAAGACAAGGGGUGAACUUCCUCUGUCAAAAUAUUAAGUGCAUAUUUCCACAAUUUUCACGACUUGUGUUUGCGAAGUAGGAACGGCCUUUGAGUCCCUAGUAUAUAUCACAGAAAACUCUUUCCGAGAUAAGCAUCGAGUGACGUUAAAAAUAGGACACCAUUUCCUGGUUUUCUUCCUUUUCACAGAGAAUUCGGAGUUUUUUUUAUUUACAGUCGUUUUGCUGCGGUUUGAGCACUUCUGUCUAGGCUUUAGUUCAAACUAGUGAUGAAUUUGUUUCAGUAUCGUUCAGAUCUCAUCAUAUUUGAUACUUAUUCUAGUUUCCAAAAUUUCACAAUGAAAGUAAUUUUCUUUGCAGUUCACCCUCAUGUUUCCCUUUAUCCGGGACCUCAUCACACAAUUGAAGGAAGUAAUUAUACUCUCCCAUCCUGUCACGUGACUGGGUAUCCUGCGCCCGUGGUCUCAUGGAGAAAGUCAUCCGGUCAAUUACCCCAGGAAAGAGUGAAGUACAGCAACAGUGCAUUACAAAUUCUUCAUCUUCGUAAAGAUGAUUCUGACUUUUACGUCUGUUCAGCAUCAAACCUAUUGGGACGCGUGGAAAAGAAAACUCUCUUAGUUGUUGUUUCUCCUCCACGAUUCACUGUUAAACCACCUGCUACAGUUGUUGCGUGGGUUGGUGGAAGCUUGAAGUUAAACUGCAGCGCUUCUGGUGAUCCACAACCAGUCAUCAGGUGGAAAAAACAAGCAGGGCAACUGCCCGUUGGGCGUAGUCAGCAGAUCAAUGGUUCUUUGGUCAUAAGAGAAAUUACAAUGAGCGAUAAAGGGAAUUACAUAUGUGUUGCAGUAAAUGCAGGAGUCUUUAAGUCGGAGACUGUUACCUUCACUGAAGUUAAGAAAGGUCUGUUACAAGUCAUUUCUAUGGUGUUUUCUACUGUGUUAAAGUUACACACUGUUUGA
This is a messenger RNA of Porites evermanni, 6149 nucleotides long. The record is from the annotation of a GenBank genome assembly. NCBI's taxonomy places the organism in Eukaryota, Metazoa, Cnidaria, Anthozoa, Scleractinia, Poritidae.